CGGGGAGGGGAGAGGCUCUGAGAGGCGAGGCCGGGUGAGGCGGCAAGGGCGGCCCGACGGGCGCGGGACGGGACGGGGCAGCGCGGGCGCCGGGAGCCGCGGCCCGGAGUCGGGGCGCCUCGCCCCGGGCCCCCCAGCAUGAAGACCCCGGCGGACACAGGGUUCGCCUUCCCGGACUGGGCCUACAAGCCGGAGUCGUCCCCUGGCUCGAGGCAGAUCCAGCUGUGGCACUUCAUCCUGGAGCUGCUGCGGAAGGAGGAGUACCAGGGUGUCAUCGCCUGGCAGGGAGACUACGGGGAGUUCGUCAUCAAGGACCCGGACGAGGUGGCCCGGCUCUGGGGCGUGCGCAAGUGCAAGCCACAGAUGAAUUACGACAAGCUGAGCCGGGCCCUGCGCUACUAUUACAACAAGCGCAUUCUACACAAGACCAAGGGGAAACGGUUCACCUACAAGUUCAACUUCAACAAACUGGUGCUGGUUAAUUACCCUUUUAUCGACGUGGGGUUGGCUGGGGGUGCGGUGCCCCAGAGCGCCCCUCCAGUGCCGACAGGUGGCAGCCACUUCCGCUUCCCUCCCUCGACGCCCUCCGAGGUGCUGUCCCCCACCGAGGACCCCCGCUCGCCGCCAGCUUGCUCCUCGUCCUCAUCCUCCCUCUUCUCGGCUGUGGUGGCCCGCCGCCUGGGCCGCGGCUCCGUCAGUGACUGCAGCGAUGGCACGUCGGAGCUGGAGGAGCCACUGGGCGAGGAUCCCCGGGCCCGGCCACCAGGUCCUCCGGAGCUGGGUGCCUUCCGAGGACCCCCCCUGGCCCGUCUGCCCCACGACCCUGGCGUCUUCCGAGUCUAUCCCCGGCCCCGGGGUGGCCCUGAGCCCCUCAGCCCCUUCCCUGUGUCGCCUCUGGCGGGGCCUGGCUCCCUGCUGCCCCCUCAGCUCUCCCCGGCUCUGCCCAUGACGCCCACCCACCUGGCCUACACACCUUCGCCCACGCUGAGCCCGAUGUACCCCAGCGGCGGGGGGGGCCCCAGCGGCUCAGGGGGAGGCUCCCACUUCUCCUUCAGCCCCGAGGACAUGAAACGGUACCUGCAGGCACACACCCAGAGCGUCUACAACUACCACCUCAGCCCCCGCGCCUUCCUGCACUACCCCGGGCUCGUGGUGCCGCAGCCUCAGCGCCCCGACAAGUGCCCGCUGCCGCCCAUGGCGCCGGAGACCCCGCCGGUCCCCUCCUCGGCCUCGUCCUCCUCUUCCUCCUCCUCCUCCCCGUUCAAGUUUAAGCUCCAGCCACCCCCACUAGGACGCCGGCAGCGGGCCGCUGGGGAAAAGGCUCCUGCGGGCGCCGACAAGGGCAGCGGUGGAGGUGGCGCCGGCGCCGGCGGGCUGGCCGAGGGGGUGGGGGCGCUGGCCCCUCCGCCGCCGCAGAUCAAGGUGGAGCCCAUCUCGGAAGGCGAGUCGGAGGAGGUGGAGGUGACUGACAUCAGCGACGAGGAUGAGGAAGAUGGGGAGGUGUUCAAGACGCCCCGCGCCCCGCCUGCGCCCCCCAAGCCGGAGCCCGGCGAGGCGCCCGGGGCGGCCCAGUGCAUGCCCCUCAAGCUGCGAUUCAAGCGGCGCUGGAGUGAGGACUGUCGGCUGGAGGGGGGCGGGGGCCCCGCUGGGGGCCUGGAGGAUGAGGGUGAGGACAAGAAGGUGCGUGGUGAAGGCCCGGGGGAGCCCGGGGGCCCCCUCACUCCCAGGCGGGUGAGCUCCGACCUCCAGCGUGCCACGGCCCAGCUCUCCCUGGAACCCCGAGAUUCCUGAGGGCUGUGGGCCGGGGACCCAGGUCCCCCCACCCCGCAAUGCUUUUGCUGCCUUAACCCCGCCCCUCCCGUGCCCUGGAGGUGAGGGCAGCUGUCUGGUUUUCCUGCCUCCUCCCUUUCCCCUCCACAUUUUGUAUAAAACUUUUUUUUUUUUUAAACGGUGGGGUGGGUGGGUGCCCAGGGCUGGGGACUGUCCCUUGUGUCUGGGUUUUCUGAGUUCCAGGCAAAGUGGUGGUGGGGGAGGGGUGGGAGUCGUCGGGGGGCCACCUCCAUUCUGGGGAGCAGAUGUUUGAACUGAGGCUGUGUGGCCUUGGCACCCAGGAACUUUUUUAUUACAAUCGUUUAGGAAAUCAAA
This is a messenger RNA of Oryctolagus cuniculus (rabbit), 2145 nucleotides long. It is a transcript of the gene ERF, whose product is annotated as ETS2 repressor factor. NCBI's taxonomy places the organism in Eukaryota, Metazoa, Chordata, Mammalia, Lagomorpha, Leporidae. Gene Ontology annotation, biological process: cell differentiation; regulation of transcription by RNA polymerase II. The record is from RefSeq and is a predicted model, not a curated record. Gene Ontology annotation, cellular component: nucleus. Gene Ontology annotation, molecular function: sequence-specific DNA binding; DNA-binding transcription factor activity, RNA polymerase II-specific.